AUGACGGCGCCAGACGACACCACGAUGAAGCGCGAUGCCGCGCCCGACAUCGAGCAGACCGAAGACGUCGCGCCGGCGCAGCACGGCCCGAACAAGAUUCACGGCGUCGCCAUGCCCCCGAUCCUCGCCGGCCUGAGUGCGGAGGAGCGCAACACGCUAGAGCGCCAUCUGCGGCGCAAGAUUGACCUUCGAUUGCUUCCCAUGAUCGUCCUCAUGUACAUUCUGAACUACAUUGACAGGAACAACAUUGCCGCUGCGAGGCUGGCAGGCCUGGAGGAUGAUCUGAAGCUUGAUGCCAGCGGCACCCAGUUUUCGACUGCGGUCAGCAUCCUCUUUGUCGGCUAUAUCCUCAUGCAGGUCCCGUCAAAUCUGCUGUUGAACAAGAUGGGAAAGCCAGGCAUCUAUCUCCCCGUUUGUAUGGCCAUAUGGGGCACCAUAUCAGCAGCCACGGCCGCGGUGCAGAGCUUCGGGGGUCUGCUCGCAUGCCGCUUCUUCCUCGGCUUCGUCGAGGCCGCCUACUUUCCCGGAUGCCUGUACUACCUGAGCUGCUGGUACACGCGCAAGGAGCUCGGCGUGCGCACCACCUACCUGUACGCCGGCUCGCUCCUCUCCGGCGCCUUCUCCGGGCUCGUCUCCGCCGGCAUCACCGGCAACCUGGACGGCGCGCGGGGCCUGCGCGCCUGGCGCUGGCUCUUCCUGAUCGAGGGCGUCGUCACCGUCGCCGUCGCCUUCGCCGCGCUCCUCGUCCUGCCCAACUUCCCGCGGACCACGCCCUGGCUGCGCGAGGAGGAGGUGGCCGUGGCCGUCUGGCGGCUGGAGCACGACGUCGGCGAGGACGACUGGGUCAGCAGCCGGGAGCAGACCUUUCUCGCCGGCUUCAAGGCGGCGGUGAAGGACCCGAAGACGUGGGUCCUGCUGGUCGUCCUGUUCGGCAACGUUUCCGCAGCGUCCAUCACAAACUUCUUCCCGACGGUGGUGGCGACGCUCAAGUACUCCAAGGUGACGACGCUGCUGCUGACGGCGCCGCCGUACGUCCUCGGCGUGCUGACCACGCUGCUCAACGCGUGGCACGCGGACCGCACCGGCGAGCGCUUCUGGCACGUGUCGCUGCCGCUGUGCCUCGCCAUGGCCACCUUUAUCGUCUCCGCGGCCACGACCAACACCGCCGCGCGCUACGUCAGCAUCAUGCUCAUGAUCCCCGGGCUGUACAGCGGAUACACGACGGCGCUGGCCUGGAUCAGCAACACGCUGCCGCGCCCGCCGGCGAAGCGCGCCGCGGCGCUGGCCUUCAUCAACGCCGCGUCCAACGCGCCGGCCAUCUACACGAGCUACCUGUACCCGUCGUCGGCGGCGCCGCGCUACGAGGCCGCGUUCGUCCACAACUGCCUGAUGGCGGCCAUGUCGGUCGUCGCGGCGGGCGUGCUGCGGACGAUGCUGGCGAGGCUGAACAGGAAGUUGGACGCCGGCGAGAGCGAGGAGGACGCGCUGGACGCCGCGCCGGGCGAGGCCGCGCAGCACGGGUUCCGGUUCUUGCUAUAA
This is a messenger RNA of Cordyceps fumosorosea ARSEF 2679, 1539 nucleotides long. RefSeq names its product pantothenate transporter liz1. Gene Ontology annotation, molecular function: transmembrane transporter activity. The transcript is spliced from 7 exons. The coding region runs from base 1 to 1539 and encodes 512 amino acids. NCBI's taxonomy places the organism in Eukaryota, Fungi, Ascomycota, Sordariomycetes, Hypocreales, Cordycipitaceae. Gene Ontology annotation, biological process: transmembrane transport. Gene Ontology annotation, cellular component: membrane. The record is from RefSeq and is a predicted model, not a curated record.